AUGAAGAACCUCAUGUCCUUUUCCGCAUUCAUGCUUCUUCAACUCGCCCUGCUCCCUUGCUUCGCCAGGUCAGACCGCCGCUCGAACACGCCUGCCCUGGGGAACAGUCCCUCGCUGAGUAGCUUCAACAGCCUCAAUGCUUCCUCCGUUUCCGGCCCCGCUGAUCCCGACCUCAAGAUCCUCUCAAAGGUACCCUACGAGGAAAAGAUAGGCGGUCUCACCUUACGGAUCACCUCAUUGAAAGGCGGACGUUUCAUCUCGAGCUUCAACCUUCUUCCCUGCAUGGUCGAUAUGCUCAGCACGGCUUUCGACGCCAUCUGGAACGUAGUGGAGCAGCACCCGCAGCUGCACGAUAACCAGUUCAGCUGCUCCGAGAACGGUCUGACGGUCAUGGUAUCGUCGCAGAAGCCGCCGCUCAAGAGCAUGGAGUACAGCGAUCUUGUCACGCUGGCGAGAUUGCUCUUGAAUUUCCAGCAGGCAUACAGGUUACCUGGGAUUGCGUUUGAGUAUUUGGAAGACGGGCAGAGAACGGGGACGGGAAUGAUUGGUUGGAAUUAUGCUGACACUUCGAGUCGCAGCUUGGAACAAGUGUAA
This is a messenger RNA of Letharia columbiana, 594 nucleotides long. RefSeq lists its product as uncharacterized. NCBI's taxonomy places the organism in Eukaryota, Fungi, Ascomycota, Lecanoromycetes, Lecanorales, Parmeliaceae. The record is from RefSeq and is a predicted model, not a curated record. The transcript is spliced from 2 exons. Bases 1 to 594 code for a protein of 197 amino acids.